AAUGGCAUUUGCAAUCAUGAUUGCUUACUGAGGUAAUACAUAUAAUUAAGGAUUAACAUAACAUUAGGUGGUCCUUUGUGGUACUUCCCACCUCAGUUACCAGUGGACCACUUCAUUUCAGUCACAAAUAAACAAACCAGCAGAAUUACAAAAAUAUAUGCCACUCGAUAAACACAGCCAAUAAAAGUGAUGGGAGGUUUUAUUCCUAUGUCAUCAUGACGCAUUCAGCCAGGCUAAUUGUCUUGUUUCCUUAUUCCAAAGUGUGAAGUGCAAGUUGCACAACACUCUGCACUGCCUUGUUUCCGAAACCAAACGUCCCAUAUAUGGGCACGGAUGAAAACAAACUGCUGGCUUCCCUUUUCGCAAAAGUGAAAGUAAGCACUUCUUUCUACUGUUCAAAUAUGAACCUGAUGGCACAGUUUCAUUUCCAUGGUAGUAGCAACCUGAGAGCAUAAAGCCUGCCCGCAGACAACAUACAGAUCAGAUAAGUGAAAGCAGUCAACUUGUGAGGGAUGAAGAUGUCGGGAAGACUCGUGCUUGGCUGCGCCGCACUGCUUCUUGCCCUCACCUAUGUGUCUGCCAUCAAGAAGCUAAAUACCAUAGCAGAUUUGAAAAAGCUUGACUUUGGCAGAAGGGUGCCAAAGCACAGCCUGCUGCUGCUCCACUGGUUUGCCAACGUGAUUGACAUUGAUAAUAAUGAUGUGAUACAACUGACUUUUGACCCAAACAAAGGAGACUAUGGGUCACAUCACUAUGGAAACUACGAGAGGAUGUUGAACCCACUGCCUCAGGGGGACAUCAGAUACCGCUACUACACGGUUGGCAAUCUCUACCCCAAUCAAGCCCAGUCCCAGCUUCCCGAUUAUGUUCUCCAUCCACAAAGGGAGUACAUGGGCGGCAACCGGGACCGGAUCAUAUUUCGAGUGAGAGCACACCACACAGCAUGGCAAGCUCGUGAGACAAUAGAUGAAGUCUAUAUCACGCAACAUUAUGAAAACUCAAAUUCAGGCACACGUUACGAUCCUGCCAACACAUACCAGAUCACCACCAACCUCCUGAGAGAGCUCAGAGAGUUUUCAAUGGAACAAAGUGACAAUAACUCCCUGAGAGAGCUCAAAGAAGCCAUUGGAAGCAACAUUAACAAUUCACAGUUAAGGUCCCUCAGAGUCACAUGGGGUGACCUUGCUUGCCUUGGACUUCUGCUUUUUAUCAUCUUUGAGGAAAAAUUCUACCCACUCAACAGAAACUGGGCUGCAAAAAGAAUGAACAGACAUUUCGUCAUCAAUAUUCCAAACAGCAGCCACAAUUUCUAUGUUGGUCGAGUUCCACAACAGCCUUCUGUUCAGGAAAACAUUCAACUUGUAGUGACAACUGGCACAAAUGGAAGAGCUAGUAUUCUUUGGCAGGGUGUUCCUGAAGAUCGCCUACAGGAACGUGUAAUGGUGGUACUGUUUAAGGACAAUGAGAGCCAGACAGAAAUGUAUUCAAAGCUGAUUAGCAGCAACUUCGGCAAUUUGGACACCUCUGUAGUUUUGAAUGCUGGUCUUCAGGCGCGGCUACAUAAGACAAGAACAAAGUACUGUUUCUUGACAGUCCCGGCCGAGGAGAUCUGUAGAGGCGGAGAGUUUCGAAAUCCAGAAAAAGUCAGGCUACAAGGCUACGAUGCAAGCCUACAGCUUUUUGUGAAGGACGGUAAGGCUUGUGCUCGCUUAUUUGUGAGCAAAGCGUUCGGAAACUGGAGGUCUGAGUUUAACAAGUCCUGGGUGGGGUUCUACGCUGGUGCAAAUAAAGCUACCCAUGAAUAUGAAUGGUGGCGGUGGCAGUGGGCCACAAAAUUCCCGGCAUCCUCUCCUCUCGAUACCGUCCAUGAUGUGUAUGAGUAUCACUCGGGUAUGACCAUUGCCCCAGGAGUCCAAGCAAGAUUCAUUCUGAGUGGUGACACGGUUCUGGCACAGUCAACUUGGAGAUGAUCGACCACACAUCUAAGAUUUCCAUUCUAAAUACAUUUGAAUGAAGGCCACAAUACAGUGCUGGCAAAAAAAUAUUGCAGUGUAUCUCCUGCCAUUAUAUUAGGGCAGUGUGUCUUUUUUUCAACAAAUGCACUGGAGGUUUUGAUUUCCUAGAUUACUCUGAAGUUUACUGAUUUCUUUUAUAAAAUGUGACAAUUGUUUUUCACUGGCGGGGAGUGAUCACAUUAUACCUGCACAUUCCAAAGCUGUAAACCCAGGGAACACACUGAGCCUUCAGAGUUUUUGUUUGUAGCUAUUUACAUGUGUGCACUGUCAUUGCUUCAAUUUUGGUUCUUUGGCUUGGGGUUUGAAGAAAAUGGCAAGCACUUGUAUGGAAGACUACACAGUACUCCCUUGUUUCCGUGAGUAGGACUCCUUAUCUAUAAAUCAAAUAUUUUUGUAGUUAGAGCAUAGAAAAGCUGUUUACGACCUUCGAAAUAUUUUUUUUUUAAUUAAUAGAGCCCUCGACAAUAACAAUACACCUACAGUCACCUUUACACUCGUAAUGUCAAAUAGAGAUAAGAUAAGGCAUAUUGCAUUAAUAAGACAUAAUAUGGACUCAGACGUUAGCACUGGGAGAGUUGCUUGUUGCUUUUUUACUCGGGUUCUGUGCAGUACUUCCUGCAGUGGCUAUUGUCUCAUCAAUGUACCAUUACUGACACCGAGUGACGACUGUAGAAUACAACAUCAUCACGUCUGUGAAUGAGUCUUCUGUAUGUGUUAUUUGUAUUUUACUUUAUUGAGCCAUUUUUAUGCUAGCAUAUGAAACAUUUGCUUAAAUAUGCAUUUUUUUUUUUUUUUUUACUAACGAUAGGCUGUUUAACUGUGAAAUAGAAAGAUUUAUUUAUACAUUCUUUAAAAAACUGAUAGAGUGAAGCUGCAAAAUUACAAGCAAGAGGUGACGAGGGAUUACUGUACUUGUUUUCUCAGCAUGGCACCAAAGCCCUCUAAACUGCUCUGGGGCAGGCCCCUCACGCCGACAUUUCUUUUUUCCCUGCAUGUCCUCAAUCAUUUUAUGCCUGUGUAUGGAUUGUUGUUGUUUUUUUAAAUACAUGUAAAUAAAAUUGACUUUGAACUGAACAAGGAAACUGCUGAACACGCAUUUUAAUGAUUAGACUAUUUUACGCCGUACCGGUAAUCUAACCAAAGAGCCUUUGUCCUCAUCUCUUUGUCUUUUGUCUUUUAUAUUUGAAAGUUUCAGGUUUCAUGUCACGUGUCAGUGUGUCCAAACAAAUGGCAAUGAGUUCAUAGUCCCGUGACCUGAAACCUAAUAUUAAUACUUACCGUACAUUAAGACAAUCAUUCCCUUUUAGCUUUGUAUUAUUCUUGGCCGUUUGAUAACGUAAUAAAAGUAUUGAGUUUUGAGUCCAAGCUGGAUCAACACAAUUUAAAUGGGAAAAUCUUUGGAAGUCAAAAACAAAAACACCACAUAAUUUUCAUGGAAAAUAAUUUAUUAGCGAGACCGUGCCCACCCCUUGUGACAUUUCCCUGACCGGAUCGUCUACAGGCUUUAAUGUUUCUUCGACACAAUGGAUUCUUUCAAUGAGCAAAAACUAGGUUAGCAAAGGACACAACAUGUCAUGAGAGAAUGAGUCAUAAUUAGCAUUAAGAACCAAAGUUUACAGUCUCCGUUUAUUGUGUGAAACCACACAAGUUGAAAACCCAAUUAUAUAUUAUAUAUAUUUAAUAUACAUUUAUACACACA
Molecule: messenger RNA, 3714 nt
Organism: Dunckerocampus dactyliophorus (ringed pipefish)
Lineage: Eukaryota; Metazoa; Chordata; Actinopteri; Syngnathiformes; Syngnathidae
Exons: 2
Coding region: 513-1970 (485 amino acids)
Source: RefSeq, a predicted model, not a curated record